Molecule: messenger RNA, 4327 nt
Organism: Heteronotia binoei (common prickly gecko)
Lineage: Eukaryota; Metazoa; Chordata; Lepidosauria; Squamata; Gekkonidae
Product: protein eyes shut homolog
Exons: 20
Coding region: 323-4273 (1316 amino acids)
Molecular function (GO): calcium ion binding
Source: RefSeq, a predicted model, not a curated record
CCCAGAUGGAUUCUCUGGUGUUUUUUGUGAAACGAACAUUAAUGAAUGUGGCUCAUCACCUUGUCUACAUGACUCAGUCUGUGAAGAUCUUAUUAACGGAUACUUCUGCAAAUGUCAAGAAGGCUGGGAAGGCUUCCAUUGUGAAGAGGACAUCAACGAAUGUGCAUCUAACCCUUGUAUACAUGGGAUCUGCAUUCAAAAUGAACCAGGCUUGGGUUACACUUGUUUCUGCCAGCCAGGAUUUGUGGGACGAAGCUGUGAGCUUAAUUACAACGAUUGCUUAAUACAGGCUUGUCCUGUUGGGUUUCUCUGUGUGGAUGGAAUGAACAAUAUCACCUGCUUACCUGUGGUCCCCGAAAGGGACCAAGUCAUCACCCAAAUGGAAGGAGUGUCUCCUACUGAACUGUUACCUGGAGGCCUCAUACCAGCCUGGCCGAGCCUCUCAACUUCCAAUGUUUAUAUUUUGCAGACUUCCCCAGAUUUUAGCUAUAUCCAGUAUGAAGGCGAUUCCUAUAUGGAAUUUGAGGGUUUUCAAUUAUUUCCCCAAAACAACAUCAGUUUAGAAUUCCAUACCACUGGCCUCCAAGGGGUUAUUUUCUACAUUGAACAGAAUCCAGCAACCAUUGGACAAACCUUUAUUCAACUUUCUGUCAAGGAUGGUAUCUUACAGUAUCAAUUUGCAUGUGGUAGUAUGGGAGAAGUUAGAACCAUCUGUACUAACAGUCGAGUGAAUGAUGGAAGGAAAUACAAGGUGCACAUUUGGCAAGACUUGGUAAUGUGUGAAGCUGAAGUGACUAUCUUGGGAGUCACUGCAAAGGCAAGUAUGCCCAGCAAGGAUUGGUCAACUUUCAGGCAGCAAGACACAGGACCAAUAUUUAUAGGUGGUUUACCGUAUCGUUACACAACAAAACAGGUGAUAGAACCUGUCUACAAUUUUACAGGCUGUAUAGAAGUCACAAAAAUCAAUAAUCUGGGACCUUUCACCUUUUCUAAUGCGGUGGACAAAAACAAUAUUGACAGCUGCAGGUUUCCUGAAUCUGAAGAUACACCAACAGCCAUCUUUGGCACAGUUCCUGAAGUGUAUGAAGUACUUCAGUCAGCUUUGCCCCCACCCACUUAUCCUGCAGUAUUGUCAGUCUGCCAGGAGAAUUUGUGCCAUAAUGGAGGGUCCUGCUAUCCGAUUGAUCUUCCUGAUGGUGCAACUUCAUUCCAGUGUGACUGUCCACUGCAUUUCACUGGGCGUUUCUGUGAAAAAGAUACAACACUUUUUUUCCCGUCAUUCAGUGAGAACUCAUAUUUAGAACUACCUUCUGUGACAUCUCUAACUGGAGCUAGAUUUGCAUCAGGACAAGAACUGAACCGAAUGAUGAUCUACUUGACAGUGAAGACAACAGCUUUAGAAGGCACUCUCCUUUAUAUGAGUGAUGAGGAUGCUGGAAAUCACUUUCUUCACCUAUACCUUGUGGAAGGAAGACCUACAGCACGUUUUGGCUGUGGUGCUUUGCUGGACGUUCUGAUGGUGACUGCCAAUUCCUCCAUUAGCAAAAAUGUCCUUGUGCCUAUCACAAUCAGCUACAGGUUGCCUUUUGGCAAUGCUGGUGCUUGCUGCAUGAUUGAAAUGACUACAAGUGAAAAUUCACCAGUACGACAGGAAGUCUUUCUGAUGCAUCAACUGACUGAGGUUACCUUUGGGUCCAUAUUCCUUGGAAAUGUCCCUGAUCACAUUAAGAUUCAUCCAAGUGCUGGGCAGAUUUAUGGCUUCAGAGGCUGCAUUCGGGAGUUCCAAGUAAACAACAAAGAAUUAUUUGUCAUAGAUGAGGCCAUGGGAGGAAGGAACAUUGAGAACUGCAAUGUCCCUGUUUGUGACUAUCAUCCAUGUCGCAAUGGAGGUAUUUGCACUAGUGAUACUGAGAACUGGUUCUGUGAAUGUGCUGCACUCUACUCUGGGAAAUUAUGCCAGUUUUCAAACUGUGAGAAGAACCCAUGUGGGAAUGGAGCCACAUGUUUUCCAAAAUCCAACCAAGACACCGUGUGCCUUUGUCCCUAUGGAAGAACUGGGAUCCUCUGCCAUGAUGCUAUUAAUAUUACUUCUCCUAGCUUCAGUGGUACAGACGCCUUUGGCUAUACUUCAUUCCUAGCUUACUCAGCUAUUCCAAAUAUCAGCCUCUACUACACAUUCCAUCUGAAAUUUCGGUUGGCAAAUGCCAAUUCAUCACUUCAAGAUAACCUGAUAUUUUUCACUGGUCAGAAGGGCCAAGGUCUCAAUGGUGACGAUUUCCUGGUGUUAGGGCUGCGCAAUGGCAGUGUGGUAUAUAGUUACAACUUGGGAUCUGGAACCGCCACUAUUAUUAGUGAACCAAUAAAUAGGACACUUCAUGUUCACAUUGUCAGUCUUGGCAAAUCUCUUCAGGCUGGAUGGCUUAAGGUGGAUGAUCAUCAAAACAAAACUGUUACAUCUCCAGGAAGAUUAGUUGGGCUCAAUGUCUUCAGUCAGUUUUACGUAGGAGGUUAUGUUGAAUACAUUCCAGAACUCCUGCCAAAUGGUUCCAAUUUUAAGAGUGGCUUUCAAGGUUGCAUUUUUGACAUUCAAGUUUGCACUGGAAGGGAUCCACAGUGUAAAGCACUGGGUAUUCCAGAAGGCCAUCCAAAUUCUGGUCGCAAUGUAGGACAGUGUGACCAAUCUCCAUGCCAACUGAUAAACUGCAGGAAUGGAGGGACAUGUGUGGAAAGUGGUUCUACUGUUUACUGCCUGUGCCAUGCUGGCUGGAAAGGGGCACUUUGCACAGAGACAAUUUCCGUAUGUGAUCCUGAACAUAACCCACCACAUAGAUGCAGGCAAGGUGCCACCUGCAUACCACUGCCUGAUGGAUACAGCUGUCACUGCCUUCUGGGAACUACCGGUGUCUACUGUGAACAAGCCCUAACCAUAAGUGAUGCAUCUUUCAAUAGCAACCGAUCUUCUUGGAUGGCAUUUGAGUCCUUUAACAUUCGGCACAAAGUUCACAUCCAGUUGCAAUUCCAGCCCCUUAUGCCAGAUGGCAUCCUCUUUUACACUGCCCAGCACCUGAAUCCACGGUCAGGUGAUUUCAUAAGUAUCUCCUUAGUAAAUGGAUACAUACAACUGCGCUACAACCUUGGAGACAGAACAGUUAUCUUACAGACUUUUCAAGACAUAUACUUCACAGGCAGUACAUGGCAUUUAAUUAAAGCAGGAAGAGUUGGUAAUGAAGGCUACCUGGACUUCAAUGGCAUCAAUAUAACCCAGAAAGCUAGCAACGGAAUGACUGCACUUGACACGCACACAGAUUUCUAUAUAGGGGGAGUGCCCUCUUUAAAUUUGGUUAAUUCGUUGGCAGUUGAGAAUGAGCCCAUUGGUUUUACUGGUUGCAUUCGAGAGGUUCUGGUCAAUAACAGAGAACUGAAACUGACAAAAACAGGGGCAAAGGGCGGUUCAAACGUAGGGGACUGCGAUGGAACUCCUUGUGGGUACAAAGUAUGUAAACAUAAUGGAAAAUGCAAAGUUGAAAACUCUGAUUUUUCUUGCUCAUGCCCAAAGAACUGGAUUGGGAAGACCUGUGAGCAAUCUAUUUAUUGUUCACAUCGAAAGUGUCUGCAUGGAGCUGUUUGUGUACCAAAUCAGAGUUUAUUCUCCUACAGUUGUGCAUGUAGACUUGGCUGGUCAGGCCGACAUUGUGAAAAACAGAUCUCAUUUUUUACAGCAAAAUUUAUGGGUAAUUCAUAUAUCAAGCACAUAGACCCCGAUUAUAAAAGAAGAGACCUCAGAUUUACAAAAGUAUCUGUCAAUUUUACCACCAGUGACAUGGAAGGUUUAGUUUUAUGGUUAGGGGAGGCUGAAAACGAAGAUAACGAUUUUCUUGCAGUUGGUCUUGCUAAUGGCACUCUAAAAGUUGUGGUUAAUCUUGGAGAAAGAAUAUCUGUUCCUCUCAUUCAUCACAGAAAAAACCUCUGUUGCAAUAAAUGGCACUAUGUCACCAUACGACAAAACAAGACUCUCAUUAAAGUGUACCUUGAUGAGGAACUUGUUGUGUUUGAAGACCUAGAUCCCCAAAGAAAAUAUGUUGCUCUAAAUUAUGGUGGCACUUGUUAUUUUGGUGGAUUUGGGCUUGAUGGGAGAGAAAACACUAUUACAUCAGGGCUUUUUAAACAGGGACUGAUUGGUAAAAUUAAAGAUGUUGUACUCUUUCAAGAUUCUAAAAAGAUUACAUUAAUUAAAGGAGAAGGCUUUAAUGUUUAUAGUGGAGAUAAGGAUUAACCAAAGGUUCUUAAGAUGUACAAAACUUCCUUUGCAGGCACAGAAGAUGUAACU